Myiozetetes cayanensis is the source of this 1286-nucleotide messenger RNA. RefSeq names its product clarin 3 (gene CLRN3). The record is from RefSeq and is a predicted model, not a curated record. Lineage: Eukaryota; Metazoa; Chordata; Aves; Passeriformes; Tyrannidae. The transcript is spliced from 3 exons. The coding region runs from base 1 to 684 and encodes 227 amino acids.
AUGCCUUCCAGGAAGAAAACAACCAUGUUUGCAUCUUCUUUUUGUACCUGUGUUGCCUCCUUCGUGCUGAUUUGCGUGGUGCUGGCGACACAGCAGUGGGUGAGCAGCGAGGUUCGCUUCUCUCGCACCAACAGCAGCGUCACCAUCAGCCUCGACUACGGACUCUUCAGGGGCACCUGUGAACAGUUUGUUGAACCAGGACUUCAGGUGUCAAAGCAGACCUUCCAAGUUGCAGAUUCCCUGAGCAGCACCAAGACAAAAAGCACCAACGUUGCCAUUAUUGUGGUUCUGGUUCUCAGUUUGCUGACUUCCCUUCUGAGCUCUGGAUUUACCUGCACCAAUGCUGUCAGCAAUCCCUACCAGACAUUUCUGGGACCCACUGGAGUCUACACCUGGAAUUCCAUAUGUGGAAUCCUCAUCCUUAUAGCCAUGAUCCUUUUCCCUGUGAACAUAAAAGCACACAGCCUGUCUGAAGAACUGGCCCGUGGAUGUUCCACCUCUCUGCAGAGUCACAUCGAAUCUCAGCACAGUUAUGGAUAUUCCUACUGGAUCUUGCUGCUCAUCCUUUUCCUGAACAUUGCUUCUCUCAUCAUCAUAUAUUUCUACGACCACGCAAGAUAUUCCAAGAAGAAAGAGCAGGAAAGACCCAUUGAAAAUGCACCAAAAGAUGUCAUUCUGUUUUAAGGACACCACAGAAAAGAGGGUGCAGAAGGAAAAUGACUAUUUAAUGUGGGCAAGUAAUUUCCAUUCAAACUGAACUGUGUGUUGCAGUUCAGUUGACAAAUUGGUUUGAAGGCACAAUGGUCUAUUUUGGUUUGUAGCUGCCUUCUGCUUCACCCUUGGGGUCUGAACAGGAAGAUCAAAGACAGUGUUUUAGUUGUGUAUGUGAUUUGGGAUCUCAAGGGGCAGGAAUAUCCCUUGGGAUGAUGAGAAAUGGUCACUAAGGGGGUUGGUGCUUACAUUUUGUCCUUUCUCUACUUAAGGAUCUUCUCCUGCAGGUCCCUGUGGAACUGCCCAGGUGACCACAGGGAGCUGGGGAGGCUCCUGUCCAUGGGCAGGAGUGUGAGAACUUGUGGACAAAGCCCACAGAAGACAGUGGUGGAUUCUCCAUCCCUGGAAGGAUUUAAAAGCUGUGUGGAUGUGGCACUUGGGGAUGUGGGUUAGUGGUGGCCUUGGCAGGGCUGGGGGAAUGGUUGGAGGGCUUUUCCAACUUAAACAAUUCUAUAAUUCUGUGACAGCACAGGAGCCUAAUAUCAACAAGUUAUUAAUUUGUAGAAACAUCAGGA